GGCGCCGCUCCAGCGCCGCCGUCACCGUCUGUUUCCGCAGCCGCAGCCGUCGUAGCCGCUGCAUCGCGCCGCCGAAGGGGAUCAACCAGCGGCUUGUCGGGCUUUCGCACAUGUCGUCCAAAAAGUCCUCAUUUGCUGUCGCGAUCCUUCGCGCUCUACUUCCACAAAUCCUACUAGUCAGCUUAUUAGCGACUUACCUGAUUGGAGGUGGAAUAAUCUUUCAACUAAUUGAUCCGGAAUUGGCAAAAAUCCCAUUUUUCGACAUAAUUCUGUUCGAAUUUUCGACAUUGGCCACAAUCGGUUAUGGCAACAUUUGCCCGACUACAGAUGUCUCCAGAAUGUUCUGCAUUAUAUACUCGAUUUUUGGCAUUCCUCUCAUCCUCCUCACGACUGCAAAUUUAGGAAAAUUUAUGACAAAAGCAUUUUGGUACUUGAUGUUUCUUUGUAAAUUGCCGGUUGCUCGAUCUAUGCUGAGCAGCGAUGCCAAUAUGCCACUACCAAUUAUUCUAUUUCUCUUUGCCUGCACUUUUUAUUUUGGGUCAAAUUUUAUCCACCACACAGGCGUGAGACAUAGCGUGGAUGAUGUGUAUUUUAGUUUCAUAAGUUUUACUACAGUUGGUUUUGGUGAUAAGGUGCCCAUCACUGAUAACUUGGAAAAACUCUUUUUCACGUUACUGUACCUAUCAUGGGGAAUAAUGCUCACUACAGCGUUGUUCAGUAUCCUCAACCAAUAUUUAAGAAAGAUCCACUACUUAGGCCGUCGUUUUACUGGAGCUCGGGACGUUCCAGUCUAUAUGGGCGGCCAGAGCAUUACCGUAUCCGAACUGCUACAAAUCGUCGCUAAUGAAUUCGAUGCUCCACCACGAGAAGUCCGUGCAAUGCUGCAAGAUUUGGAUGAGAUCAUUUCAAGUGCUGAGAUUGAUAGAAGCGAGAGCGUCCCACUAGUCACAGAUAUUGAAGAUUUUGAUGUUUACGAGUAAUAUUAUAGGAGGAAUAGCCCUAAUGUAAAUAUCAAAGAUUCUACCGGUUUAUUUCCUAUUCAAUAUGAAAAUAUUUUGGUGCGAGCGCUCACUACGUAUGACGAAAUAGUUUCAAUUAAUUGAAUCAGCGAAAACCUGCUUAGAAAUGUG
This is a messenger RNA of Cylicocyclus nassatus, 1130 nucleotides long. The record is from the annotation of a GenBank genome assembly. NCBI's taxonomy places the organism in Eukaryota, Metazoa, Nematoda, Chromadorea, Rhabditida, Strongylidae.